AUGCCCACCACCGAAAACAAACCGAGACAAGAGCUCAGCCCAAGUGCCUCAUACGCCGAACAUACUCUACACAAACCCGUUUCCGCCGAUCCUCUUCGAAGCGACUUGUCUUUAUCAUCCGCUGGCGACUACGAUACUGCUUCACCUCAGUCUUUAACAAAGAAAGGCAGGUCGAAGCCUUUUGGUCUGCUGAACCGCAGCCGAUCCAAUCGCGACAAAGAAGACGCCAGCCCCGAGCUCAACCCGGCCUCUUCUCCUCGUCAGGGUAACGAACCUGAACUGCACCUCAAUUCUGUGCCGUACAAGACUGCGAACCAAGGUAGUGAUCGUUCUAUCAGGGACAUGAUGAAUUCUGCAGUCCGAAAUCGAUCUGAGGACCGCGCGCCAAGAGAUUCGUCUUCUACCAGGAGGGCACAACGCGACAAGGAAUCAAAGACCCAACCGUCCUCUCUGAACGAGAACGGAGGCUCUUUUUUCAAUGGCCUCAAGAGCUCUGGUACCCGUGCCGCUGGCAUGCUGAGUGACCGUUUUUUCAACAAGAGUGGGCGUGGAGGUCGAGAGGACAAGGAUGCUCUCGACGAUGAACACUAUCAAAUAAAAGUUAUCAACUUACCACUAGUUGAACAAACACGAUUGACGAGAAUAUCGAAGCGCCUCGAGGAUUCAAGGGACAAGACGGAGUUCUGGAUGCCUGCCUUUCCUUGGCGAGCAAUAGAUUAUCUAAACUACAAGGGAUGCGAAGUUGAGGGUCUUUAUCGUGUUCCAGGUAGUGGGCCUCAGAUCAAGAAAUGGCAGCGUAAGUUCGAUGAACAAUACGACGUCAACCUGUUCAACGAGCGCGACCUUUACGACAUCAACAUAAUUGGUUCGAUGCUAAAGGCUUGGCUACGAGAACUUCCCGAUGAGCUGUUCCCCAAAGCGGCACAGGAUCGAAUCGCAAGAGAAUGCGCAGGCGCUGAGGAAGUUCCUGAGCUACUUAUCGAAGAGCUCUCGAAUCUCUCCCCCUUCAACUAUUAUCUGCUUUUUGCCAUCACAUGCCACCUCAGUCUUCUCUUAGCCCACUCGGACAAAAACAAGAUGGACUUUAGGAACCUGUGCAUCUGCUUCCAGCCGUGUAUGAAGAUCGACGCGUUCUGCUUUAAGUUCUUGGUGUGCGACUGGCGCGACUGCUGGAGAGGAUGCAAGAACGAGGCCAAGUAUAUCGAGGAGGAAUACAUGAUCUUCGACCAGCCUCCACCAAGGGGUCUCGCUGAACCAGCGAAGCCAAGACCACAAGAUGAGUCGGAGGACGACCGACAACAACUCUCCUCUUCAGGGAGCAGCAAGCAGUCAGGCCGCCUCAGCCCCAGCGACCAGAAAUCAAAGCUGAAGAAGAAGCAGCUCCAGAUAUCCCCCUCCAACGGAAGCUUCGUCUCGAACGAAUCGACGGCCCCAACCGCCUUGACCAUCAAUAGCGACCGCGAGUUAGGCAGGACCUCGAGCGAACUGCGGCCCUUGUCACCUAUCAUGCCUCUAUCUCCCCUCGGCUUCUAA
Messenger RNA from Fusarium musae, 1533 nucleotides. RefSeq lists its product as uncharacterized. The record is from RefSeq and is a predicted model, not a curated record. NCBI's taxonomy places the organism in Eukaryota, Fungi, Ascomycota, Sordariomycetes, Hypocreales, Nectriaceae. The transcript has 3 exons. Gene Ontology annotation, biological process: signal transduction; regulation of GTPase activity. The coding region runs from base 1 to 1533 and encodes 510 amino acids. Gene Ontology annotation, cellular component: cytoplasm.